CCUGGAGGCCGGGGCAUAGGAUGUGGGCCCCGGGUGGUCCUCCGGGGCCUGCGGGCUGGGACCGCCGCAGGGUGGGAGCCCGGCUGCGCGCGGCACUCGCUGGGCUGCACGAGCUGCAGGGGCUGCGCGCCAGACAGCAGGCGCGCGUGCGGGGCGCCCUGGCCAUGCAGCCCCGGUCGGCGCCCGCCGCCCCCCGCGGCCCUCGUGCCCACGAGCAGCGGCUGGAGGCGGCGCUGGCGGCGCUGCAGGAGCAACUGAACCGGCUAAGACGCCAGGACGUUGGCCUGAAAACCCACUUGGACCAGCUGGACCAGCAGAUCAGUGAGCUGCAGCUGGACGUGAGAAGAACCUCCAUCGAGGCCCCAGACAGCGACAGCCGGCCCAGCUCAGGCUUCUACGAGCUGAGUGAUGGUGGUUCCUGCUCCUUGUCUGCUUCCUGCACAUCAGUGUGCAGUGACCGCCUGUCCUCCUCCCUGGGCACUUUGCUGCCCGCCACCCUCAUGGCCCGGACCAGCGCAGGGGACUGCCGGCCCUGGUCAGCUGACGAGACCACCAUGUGUGGGGCCCCUGUGCCCACGUGGGGACCCCAGGCCACUGAAGAGGGUGCAGUCCAGCCGCUACAGGACACAUCCCGACCCCGGCCAGUGUCUACAGGUGACCUUGAACGAGUCCUACCGGCUGAGGUGGGGCUCCAGAAGGCCAGUGCUGCCCCCAAGUCCACUUCCUUUCUCUGCCAUGGGAUGGACCUCCCACCCAACGUGCUGGACCCCAAGUACCAGCGUGACCUGGUGUCCAAGGGAGGCAGGGAGGUGUACCCAUACCCCAGCCCCCUACAUGCGGUGGCUUUGCAGAGCCCGCUCUUUGCUCUGACCAAGGAGACGCUGCAGCGUGACGGCCCCUCGCCCCCUAGGGAGUCCCUUCCCAGCCCCUCAGGUCCCAGCUCAAUCCGGACUGGACCCGUCCUUGAGGCUGGCCCAGCUGCAGCCUAUAUCGACAGGCUGUUACGACUGCGGGGCCAAGGGAACCCCACAAGGGGCAAUGUGAGUGAGCAGGGACCCCCAAGAUGUGAGGUGUCCCCAUCCCAGAGAGCGGAGAGUGAAGGCCACCCAAAGAAGCUAACGUACACCCCAGGAGGAGCACAUGUGGGAGGGGUGGCUCAGAGGAGGGACGCCAGUGAGGACGGCCUCGAGCAGCAGGGACCUGUGCCCCUUGUGGGCAACUUGCACCCCAGCUGCCUUCCCGAGGAGGGCCACAAACCCUCCAGUAGCUGUGUCUGUGUGGGGACCACGCUGGGCUCCCCUCAGCUGGGGUGUAGGCCUCCAUCUCCUGGCUCUCAGGCUCAGCAGCCAGCUCCUGACUGGUGGGAAGGCAAAGCCAGGUCCCCCCCCAGGACUGCCGUCAGGGAGAGCCCCGCCCUGGCCCCAGGGCAGUGUGUGCACCCCCACUGUGUUGGCAGCAGAGCUUCCCCCAUGGGGCUGAAAACUGGCCACCCCAUGACAAAGGCUCUAAAGAUCGGGAGGGGGACCAGCGACAAGGCACUAAGGGCAGGGAGGCAGCCACCACCCUGGGGCGCCCUUGUAGGCCCCCAGCUGCCCCCUGAGUGGGGGGCUGGGCUCCAGAGGAGGCCCACCCUGGUGGGGGAGGCGCCCGGCCGGUCCUGCUCUGAGUCCAGCCUCUACCCUGUGUCCCUCCUCAUCCCCCUGCUGGUGGCCCACCAAGAGGGCCACCGGGCUUCGGCCCAGGCCUUGUUUCCCUUGGAAGCAGUGCCACCCAUGGCGGCCGGUGGGGAGACCCGGAGGAAACAGCGCAGGUGGCAGUCCUCCGUGGAGAUCUCAGCCAGGGCCCGCCUGGCCAGUGCCCAGGGCCCUAGCCUGGGGCCCCCACGGCCCGCAGCAAGGAGAGGGGGUGGCCCGCGGCCUGUGUGCCCCCGGGCCAGGCCCAGGCUGCCCCGCCAGGACGCCCAGGCCAGGAGCGAGUCUGGCGGCUCGGAGCACUCAGCCGAGUGUGCCUCCCUGUUCCACUCCACCAUCGCGGAGACCAGCGAGGACGAGGGCCAGGCCAGCGACCACACCGCCAGCCGCUUCGGGGAUGGGGAGUCCAGUGGCAGUGACGUGGAGGGCGGUGCCCAGGCCAGUGGGAGCCGCCUGGCCUGGCCUCGGGCAGCCCCCCAGCAGCCCCCGCGGGCUGCAGCCGGCUCCAGGCCGCCCCUGCCCCCGGUGCCCAAACUCUGCCGCAUCAAGGCCUCCAGGGCCCUAAAGAAGAAGAUCCGCAGGUUCCAGCCGGCCGCUCUGAAGGUCAUGACCAUGGUGUGAGCCGGCCAAGAGCUGCUGGCCCAGGCAGAGUGGCCAGUGUCCCAGAACAAGCCAUCUGAGGACCCGGGCAUGACAGGCAUGUGGCAGGCACGAAGGGGCCUUCCCAGGGCUGCGGAAUCGAGCUUCAAAGGCCCGUUUAACAUGCGGACAUGGGUUUGCGUGUCAUGUUGCCAUUUGCUUGCCAGAGGGGGUGAUGGAGCAGGUGCCCUGAGCUGGGCCCCGCAGUGACUCGGGGGCACAUUCCCCCACCCCAUGGAGACGUUCCAGGAGACCCUUGCAGUGUCAGGUCUCACGC
Molecule: messenger RNA, 2607 nt
Organism: Rhinolophus ferrumequinum (greater horseshoe bat)
Lineage: Eukaryota; Metazoa; Chordata; Mammalia; Chiroptera; Rhinolophidae
Gene: DACT2
Product: dishevelled binding antagonist of beta catenin 2
Exons: 4
Coding region: 21-2312 (763 amino acids)
Biological process (GO): negative regulation of nodal signaling pathway
Cellular component (GO): cytoplasm
Source: RefSeq, a predicted model, not a curated record